This is a messenger RNA of Microsporum canis CBS 113480, 525 nucleotides long. RefSeq names its product glutathione peroxidase. The coding region runs from base 1 to 525 and encodes 174 amino acids. NCBI's taxonomy places the organism in Eukaryota, Fungi, Ascomycota, Eurotiomycetes, Onygenales, Arthrodermataceae. Gene Ontology annotation, biological process: response to oxidative stress. The transcript has 2 exons. The record is from RefSeq and is a predicted model, not a curated record. Gene Ontology annotation, molecular function: glutathione peroxidase activity.
AUGUCGUCAGCUACAUCCUUUUACGACUUUGAGCCGGUUGACAAGAAAGGACAGCCCUUCCCUCUCACCUCGCUCCAGGGCAAAGUCGUCCUGGUCGUCAACACGGCAUCAAAAUGCGGUUUCACCCCGCAGUUCGCCGGUCUCGAGGAGCUCUACAAGUCAAUCAGCUCCUCGCACCCGGAUAAGUUCACCAUACUAGGCUUCCCGUGCAACCAGUUCGGUUCUCAGGACCCCGGAAGCAACGAUGAGAUUCAGACAUUCUGCCAGGCCAACUACGGCGUCACAUUCCCGGUUCUCGGCAAGAUAGAUGUCAACGGUGACAACACUGCGCCAGUAUACAACUGGCUGAAGAAGGAGAUGCCUGGCAUCAUGGGUCUGAAGAGAAUUAAAUGGAACUUUGAGAAGUUCUUGGUCGACGCCAAUGGAAAGGUCGUUGGGCGAUGGGCGAGCACCACGAAACCCGAGUCUCUCAAGAGCACCAUCCUGGCUGAGAUUGAGAAAGCUGGAAAGGCCUCUCAGCUGUAG